CAUGAUAGUGUUGUUAAAAAGUGAAGUGUGUAAAGUAAGGAUCAGUGUGUGCAGUGUGUGUGUGUGUAUGUAGUGUCUCAGCAGCAGAAACACAGCCUUAAGCAUGCUCCUCAUCCUCUUCUUCCUUGUCUUUCGACACUCCAUGGAAAUAACCAUCAGUGGUUGCCUCAUAGACAGGGACAAAGACCACCGACCUCGUGUGAGCUGUGAAAGUCAGGGUCUCACCACAGUGCCAGAUGGGAUAGAUCCUGAAACACAGACACUCGUCCUCUCUCAGAAUGCAUUCAUCUCUCUUUUCUGGGCUGCCUACAGCACAUUCAUACACCUUCAUGAGCUGGACCUGAGCCAGAACCUCAUCAGCACGAUCAACUAUUCGGGUUCUGUGCUGGGAAACCUGAGUGUUUUGCGGCUAUCUAAUAACAAGCUGACUAGUUUGGGCAGAGCUACAUUUAUGUCCACUCCUUCUCUUAUGGAGGUCUAUUUGGAUGGAAAUGCCAUCAGUUCUCUUGACAAUGCAACCUUCAUUGACCUUCCACUUCUAGAGCUCAUUAACCUUUCACGGAACAAGCUGCACAUUCUGCCAUCACACCUGCUGCAGCACAUUUCCUCUAGCAGCCUGAAAAACUUUGAUCUGGAGGAGAAUCAUCUCCAGCACCUACCAGAUGAUUUUUUUGCUUCAAAACCUGAGCUACCAUAUGUCUUCCUUUCAAAAAAUAACUGGGUUUGUACGUGCCAGGUAAGCUACCUGCAGAGCUACCUGGACAAUCAGGGUCAUAAUGUCUACAGCCACACCGGGCCCUCCAGCAUCGAGAAUGUCCCGGAGAAUGUAACGUGUUCUGCGCCGCCUAAACUACAGGGUCGAGCUAUACUGGACCUGAAGGAUGAGGAGUUCUGCACUUCAGAUACUGAGUCACAACCCUCCACCAUUCAAACACCUCAAAUAACAUCAACCACUGGACUGACCAUAACCAUCAUCCAAUCAAAGCUCAUAACAACAGUUAUACCAACCACUACAUCAACAUCUACACCAACAACUACACAAAUGGUUAUGCCAAAAACUACACUAAUUUCUACACCAACAACUACGCCAAAGACUAUGCCAAUGUCUACUACAACAACCAUGACAACGUCUACACCAACAACAGCAACAUCUACAAUGACCAGGCCAACCUCUACUACAAGAACACCAACAUCUACACCAACGGCAGUGUCUAUACCAACAACGCCAACGUCUACACCAACAUAUAACCCAACAAGUACACCAAAGACUGCUGAGUCUAGUUCUACCCCUAUUCCAACUACAAUAGCCACUAUUAAGUCAGUUACCAUGGUGACAGGGCAAGCAAAGGGAGUUGUCUCGGAGAUCAGUAGUGGUCAGAGCUCAGUGCCGUGGUGCUGGUGGUUAUUUAUCACUGUUUUGUUAUUGUGUAUUUUCUCUGCCAUUUUCGCCUGUAUGCUCUUUCUCUGGCUCAUUCUCAUGUACAUCACACUUUACAGACCAAUUAAACGGCAGUGCCACUGCAUCCAGGGUGUGGCCCUAAAGGCAUAUCGGGUCACAGCAGGAGAGUCAGUAACCAUGAACAGAACCAAGGAGGAAAAAGUGGCACUUUUACCCACAGAGAUGAUACAAGAAACUCAGCCAGUCUUCCGUUCUGUUCUUUUCAUCACAAAAGGAGAAGAUGAUGGUGAAGCGGAUGAUAAGACAGAGGGAACUGGGAAUAAGGAAGAAGAAAAUAAGAGAGGAACUGAUGCUGUGUCUAAAAUAGUCCUGUGUCCAGCAGUGACUCUGCACAGAGAGACAGAAACUAAAGACAGGAAGGAAGUGUUCAGGAAAACUUUUUACAGAGUGAUAAGCAGAGAGGAAGAGCUAAAGGGAUGGAGGGAGGUGGAGGAGAACUGCUUGGGAAUAACAGAGAGAGAUAAAGGAAGAGAAGAAAUAGCAGUGGAGAGAGAAAAGACACGAUACAGCCUUAUUCUCAGGGAGGAGAGAGGGAGUGUGAUGGAGGACAGAAGAGGAGAGACAGAGUGGCUGGUGGGGGAGUGGGAGAUGAGAUGAGGAGAACAGGAAGCUGGCAAUAUUCUGUUAGGAUAAAAAAAAGAGCCACUGACAGAUACACCAGUUUGCGUUACUCAAGUUUAAUUGAACGUAGUUUUGAGUUCAUGUUUCACUUUUUAUCUCAAGUUUUAUAACGUUUAUAAACUAACUCUCAGUUCUAUUUUCUAUUCUACUGAAGUUUAAAUCACUAAGAAAUAAAAACAAUUCCUUUCUGCAGA
Messenger RNA from Silurus meridionalis, 2274 nucleotides. Its product is annotated as platelet glycoprotein Ib alpha chain. Gene Ontology annotation, molecular function: protein binding. The coding region runs from base 104 to 2056 and encodes 650 amino acids. The record is from RefSeq and is a predicted model, not a curated record. Gene Ontology annotation, cellular component: plasma membrane. The transcript has 3 exons. NCBI's taxonomy places the organism in Eukaryota, Metazoa, Chordata, Actinopteri, Siluriformes, Siluridae.